Eufriesea mexicana is the source of this 2703-nucleotide messenger RNA. RefSeq names its product Octopamine receptor in mushroom bodies (gene Oamb). The transcript is spliced from 9 exons. Gene Ontology annotation, molecular function: G protein-coupled receptor activity. Bases 1 to 1638 code for a protein of 545 amino acids. The record is from RefSeq and is a predicted model, not a curated record. Gene Ontology annotation, biological process: G protein-coupled receptor signaling pathway. Gene Ontology annotation, cellular component: plasma membrane. Lineage: Eukaryota; Metazoa; Arthropoda; Insecta; Hymenoptera; Apidae.
AUGCGAGAGCUGAACGCGACCGCAUGUGCUGCCCUGUACGAGCGCGUCGAGUGGUCCGGCCCGUGGAACCUGGCUACCCUGAUCGUGCUCGCGAUCGUGAACGUGAUGGUGGUGCUGGGUAACGUGCUGGUCAUACUGGCCGUCUAUCACACCAGCAAGCUGCGGAACGUCACGAACAUAUUCAUCGUUAACCUGGCAGUGGCGGAUCUCAUGGUCGGGGUGGCGGUACUUCCGUUCAGCGCCACGUGGGAGGUCUUCAAGGUCUGGAUAUUCGGUGAUCUAUGGUGCUCCUUCUGGCUGGCGGUGGACGUAUGGAUGUGCACGGCGUCGAUAUUGAAUUUGUGUGCCAUCAGCCUGGAUAGAUACUUAGCGGUGACCAGGCCAGUCAGUUAUCCUCAGAUCAUGUCACCGAGGAGGGCGAGGCUGCUGGUCGCAACCGUGUGGAUCUUGAGCUUCGUCAUCUGCUUCCCACCCCUGGUCGGCUGGAAAGACAAACGGUCUCAUCCCGCGCACAACGUGACAUCCGCUCAGAACGGCCCGUUCAACACCACCACCAUCCUCGUCCCUGUGAAACCGUGUCCCUGGAUCUGCGAGCUGACCAACGACGCUGGCUACGUCGUUUACAGCGCUCUCGGCUCCUUCUAUAUACCGAUGCUGGUCAUGCUGUUUUUCUACUGGAGGAUCUACAACGCGGCCGUCUCCACCACGAAGGCCAUUAAUCAAGGCUUCCGCACGACAAAGGGCUCGAAAAUGCUCGGCUCCAGAUUCGACGAACAGAGGUUGACCUUGAGGAUCCACCGUGGUCGAGGAAGCGUGCAUAACGGAAGCAACAACGGGAGCCCGAGGAGUCCGGAGUCGAACAGCCGCAGCUCGGUGAAAAGGGAGAAGAUAAAAAUCUCGGUGUCGUAUCCGAGCACGGAGACGCUGAAUACCAAGUGUAACACCCUCGAGAGGACACCCUCGAGGUGUUCUCAGACCUCCGUGCACUAUAGCAAUGGGCAGACGCACAGCCAACUGUGCCCCACUCCCAGGAGCACGCAUCUGAAGGUGAGCGGUAUCAACAGGGUCGGCAGCACCAGGAGGCCUAGCAGACGUAACAGCUGCGAGAGUCAGAUGAUGGGAGACGAGAUGUCGUUGCGAGAACUUGGCCAGGGCGCCGAAGAGAAGCCCAGAGUGAUGAAAAUGGGGAAGAGAAACAUUAAAGCUCAGGUGAAGAGAUUUCGCAUGGAGACAAAGGCAGCUAAGACACUGGGUAUCAUAGUCGGAGGGUUCAUCCUCUGCUGGCUUCCGUUCUUCACGAUGUACCUGGUCCGCGCCUUCUGCCCCAACUGCAUCCACCCCACGGUCUUCAGCGUGCUGUUCUGGCUAGGCUACUGCAACUCCGCAAUAAAUCCGUGUAUCUACGCGCUCUUCAGCAAAGACUUCCGAUUCGCGUUCAAGACGAUCAUCUGCAAGUGCUUCUGCAAGCGGCGGGCGAAUACUUUGAGACGAGGCAGCGAUGGCAGUCAAUUAGCCAUGAGAAACGACCGGAGCCCAAGCUACUCGAUGCAGGUACCCCAGCAGGGUGUGUCCAUCGACGACUCGGACCCGGACCCCAGCUCAGAGCCGACGGUGCACUCUCAAAGCGAGUCGAGAUGACUGUAGCGUGCCAGGUGUGGCGCUCAGCGCGUCACCUUCGACCCGAGGACCUCGAAAGUGAGGAUCCAGUCCUUCUGAAGGAUUCGGGCCGUCCUCGUGGACCCUCCUGACAGCCCUCGAGGCGACCACGUGCCGCGGAAUCGAGCACAACCGGUCGUUCCCACGGAAUCGGGCAUCACGGAUGGGUCAGACACGUGACCAACAGUCGAGCUUUCUUCGAUGUUUAAUUUUCAGCGAGUCGCGUGAAGGAAGAGACGUUCUUAGCGAACGAAUUCGCUGAAGCUAGUCGUAACUGACCGAGACUGAGGAAAAAUUGGGGAGAAAGGGUGAAAGCAGGGAACAGAUAGAAGUGCGAGACAUGGUCUGACGAUGAGUGAAUUCGAGGUUAGGUAGCAGUGGAGUUACUGUCUGUGUUUAGGGUUAUGCAGGGUCGAAGUGGAAGAUGAAUUUCAUUUCGUAAAAUUUGUGAAGAAUCCAUUAAAUACGUUCGCACAUGCGUGUGUCGAUAUCUAUGUGUAACAUAACGAAUGUUAGAAGCAAGUUUGGUUAUCUUCUUACGCCAACAGACGCCAUUUGGCUACCGAAGCUCCCUCUGGCCUCUCAGCUAACCGUCAUCGUUGCCGCCAUAUUGUUUCCCGUAGAUUUUUUACCGUUCCUCGUUGGUUAUAUGUGAUAAUAGCGUUAAACGAUCGCCUUUGCUGAACUCGCGAUAUCAGUGUGUCGUACAGGUUGCUUCAAAAGUCGUCGAUCGUUACGAUGAAUUCGAUGCACAACUGUGAGUGCGGGAGAUCGAGGGCCCGAGUUUUGGAACAUCCUGUAGCGCGUGCAAUGUCGAGACACGCGAACAGGCGCAUGCGCGGAGACAAGCGCCGCGGAAACAAAACGUAUGAACGUAAGUGUUGUUAUGCCGAUGUAAUUUUAAACGAGCGGGAGAGAUCUCGCGUUGGAACACUCUCUACGGACCCCUUUUCGAUUCUAUCUUGAACGUUCUCUCCAAAUGGUCGUCCGGGGAGGACAGAGGGACGUCCGAAAUCGGCGUGGUUCAUUGUAUUAUGUGAUAUACCG